AUGGACACACCUAAAACAGCAGCGUGGGUGGUCAGGAAAAUCAUAGAGGCAAAGAAAGACUUGAUGCAGAUGAACUCAGUGCAAGGCAGCCUCAUACUAGCUCUGACAGACUUGGUGAAACAGGGAAGGUUCCAAAUACAAAGAGCUUAUGUCAAGCUACUGCCUCAGUUUCCCAAAGUUAGUUGGAAAAGCAUUCAUCUACACACACAGGUUCAUCCACGAUUCAAAUUUCAUCUAUGGUUGGCUAUUCAUCAAAGGAUAGCAACUGUGGACAGGCUACUCAAGUUUGGAAUCCAAGUACCACUAGAUUGUGUAUUCUGUGCAGGUACUAUGAAAACAUUUGAUCAUCUUUACUUUGGCUGUCCAAACACCAGUUUGUUAUGGGACAGAAUAAUGAGAUGGCUGGGGGUUACAAGGAAUAUUGGAAGCUGGCAAGAUGAACUAGUAUGGAUCAGUAGCAUAGCCAAAAGGAAGAAUGCUAAAGCAGAUAUCACUACAACAGCAUUUGCGAUGGUAGUGUAUUGUAUUUGGCGGGAAAGAAACUCUAUCAGAUUUAACAAGGGUAGAUACAUGGUGGACGAGAUAUGCUAG
This is a messenger RNA of Nicotiana attenuata, 591 nucleotides long. RefSeq lists its product as uncharacterized. NCBI's taxonomy places the organism in Eukaryota, Viridiplantae, Streptophyta, Magnoliopsida, Solanales, Solanaceae. The coding region runs from base 1 to 591 and encodes 196 amino acids. The transcript has a single exon. The record is from RefSeq and is a predicted model, not a curated record.